Messenger RNA from Micromonas commoda, 2142 nucleotides. RefSeq lists its product with no specific name. Gene Ontology annotation, cellular component: cytoplasm; nucleus; cytosol. Gene Ontology annotation, molecular function: GDP-dissociation inhibitor activity. Gene Ontology annotation, biological process: vesicle-mediated transport; small GTPase-mediated signal transduction; protein geranylgeranylation. The record is from RefSeq and is a predicted model, not a curated record. Lineage: Eukaryota; Viridiplantae; Chlorophyta; Mamiellophyceae; Mamiellales; Mamiellaceae. The coding region runs from base 1 to 2142 and encodes 713 amino acids. The transcript has 2 exons.
AUGGACGAGCGCGAGCCGCCGCUCACUGGGGAUCCCCACCCGGAGACGUGGGACCUCGUGUGCAUCGGGACCGGACUCGCCGAAUCCCUCCUCGCGGGGUCCGCCGCCAAAGCCGGCAAGAAGGUGCUGCACCUGGACCCCGCGGACGCCUACGGCGGCGCGUGGGGCGUCCUGCGCGAGUCACCCGACGACGUCGGCUGGAUCCUACCCACCGCGGGGGACGAACGACGCGGGGUGCACACCGCCGGCCACGUCCCGCUCGAUCCAAACGAGGUCCCGUUCCCCGCACGCGGCGCACCCGUCCCGAGCGUGGCGUACGCCUCGUGGUCCACGAUAUGCCCCGACCCAGCCGCCGCGGCGACGUCGCUGGGCAACCGGCGGAGAUUCUCGCUGGACCUCGCCGCGCCCAAGCUGUGCUUCGGAGCCGAUCGUUUCAUCGACGCGCUCGUCGACUCCGGGGCGCACAAGUACUGCGAGUUCAAGGCGGUCAAUCAGACGUGGAUGCUGUGGGACGGGCGCGCGCACCCGGUGCCGGCGUCGCGCGCGGAGGUGUUCAGGGACCGGCACAUGACCCCGGGGGAGAAGCGAUCGCUGAUGCGUCUUCUCAAGAGCGUCGUGUCGCGCAUAUCGGCGAACGCGGACGAAGGAUUGGUCGUCGGCAGCGGGGACCCCGACGACGCGAACGUGGCGAUCGGCGCGCCGGGAAGCGAGUGGGGGGGUUCAGGGGGCGAAAGUCGGCACCCGGGGACGGCCGCUGGGGAUGGCGGGGACGACGAUGGCGUGUGCCCGGACCCGAGCGAGCGCUUUCGCGAGUGCCUCUCCGUUCGCCACCGCCUCUCCCCACGCCUCGCCGCGGCGGUCCAGUACGCGCUCGCGCUCAGCGACGACGACUUCGUCGCCGCGGGUGCGGGGUUUCGCGCGCUUGGCAGGUACGUCGCGUCGUUGGGAAGGUUCGGGCCGGGCGUCGGCGCUGCGCUUACCCCCGCGUACGGAUCCGGAGAGUUUCCGCAGGCGUUUUGUCGAGUCGCCGCGGUGGGUGGGGCGACGUACGUGUUGAGACUGCCGGUGCGUUCGUACGUGCUGGAUGGGGAGACGGAGGGUGCCGAGGGUGCCGAGGGUGCCGAGGGUGCCGACUCCGACGACGUGAAAGACGAUGACGCGAACGGAGGCGCGAAGGAGGGCGGGAAGACGAAGUCGUCGACGAUUCGAAGGGAAGUGACCGGGAUCGUGACCGAGGGCGGGCAGACGAUUCGCUGCCGCGCGCUCGCGACGAGCCGAUGCGCGGCGCCGUGGUCGGUGAACACGUCGGGCAAAAAAGAGUCGGACAAAAACGUCGGACACAAACGUCGACGUCGGUGGGUUUCCCGCGGCGUCUGGAUCGUGGACGGCUCGGCGUUUCCCGAGGGUUGCGACCUCGGGCUGCUCGUCUUCCCGCCCGGCGUCGGUCCCCCGGGGGUUCCGGCGGGUUCGGCGGCGCGGGUGACGCAGCUGGGCGCCGCCGUCGCCGUCGCACCCCGCGGGACGUUCGUGCUUCACGCGUCCGUGUCGGCGGACGCGGACGCGGUGGACGAGGGGGCGACGAGCGCGGAGGACGACCUGCGCGGGGUGCUCGAGAUGCUAGCGGAGACGGACCCCCCGGUCGAUCGCGCGGACCCGGUCGAUCGCGAGGGACGGGGAAGCGCGGAUGAGGGAGCGGGCGGGGACGGGGACGAAAAGUCGGCACCCGGGGACGGGGACGGGGACGGGGUGGCCGAGGCGAAGGGGGACGGGGUCUUUCCCGGUGUGGCCAAGCCUCGGCUGGUGUGGGGCGCGUUCUACCGGCAGUCGUACGACGACGACGACGACGACGACGACGUCGACGACGGGGCGCCGGCAAACGCGGCGACGUGCCCCGAACCGGACGCGAGCUGCGACUUCGUGGGAGCCGUGAGAGGCGCCGAGCGAGCGGCGGCGCGCCUCUUCGGGGGCUGGGACGCGGGCGGCGACGGUGAAAAGUUGCGAUUAUUUCCGGGCGCGGCGUCGGCGGCGGCGGGCGGCGACACAGCUGGCGACGGGGCGGGGACGUCCCCGACGGGCGGUGACGAGGAGGACGAGAUGGACGCGCUGCUGCGCGACAUCCCGGGCUUGCCUCCGGCGGAUUAA